Molecule: messenger RNA, 4635 nt
Organism: Plasmodium relictum
Lineage: Eukaryota; Apicomplexa; Aconoidasida; Haemosporida; Plasmodiidae
Product: conserved Plasmodium protein, unknown function
Exons: 1
Coding region: 1-4635 (1544 amino acids)
Source: RefSeq, a predicted model, not a curated record
AUGAAGAUCAUAGAAGAACUAAACAUAACGUUUUUAAACUGUUGUAAAAAUGUAGAAAAGAAGAAAAUUAAAAAUAUUAAAAGUAUUUUAAAUAAAAAUAAUAAAAAAAAAGAGAAAGAGUUAGAAAAGUUAUUUGAGUUUUUAUCAAAUUUAUUGAACAAAGAUUUAGAGAAAGAUGUUUUGAAAAUAAAAAUAUUAUCAUUAAAAGAAGAGGAAAAAGAGCGCCUAUUUAAUAACUUGAGAAGAAUAUUUAGAACGUUUGUCUUGUUUAAAAAUGAAAAUGAAUACAUAGAAAUGUUGUGUGAUUUUCUAUUUUAUUUAUUCAAGUAUAUGAGAAAACUUAAUGUAAAAAAAACUUACAAAUUAAUAAGGAAAGUUACGAAAGAAGGUAAAGAAGAUACAGAUAAUUUUAUAGAAAAAAAUAAAACAAAAGAGGAUAAAAAAGUAGAAAAAUUACAUGAUGAAAAAAAUAUUAAACAUAUAAAAGAUACAGGGGAAAAUAUUGAGAAGGAGAAAAACAAUGAUAAUAAUAUGAUUGAUAAAAGGAAUAACGAAACUAUUAUUGAUUCUUGCUUAAAUAGAUAUAAUAAAUUAAUUUUUAACUUUUUAUUAAAUAGUAAUAUAUUAAUAUAUUUAGAAAAAUUAAAAAAGGAAGACAGCAAAAAUUUAUUAUGUGAUGAACAUUAUUUCUUUAUGAAAUUAACAAAAACUAUGUUUAAUAAAAAGUAUAUUUUAGAAUUAAGUAAUUCUAUUUGUUUUAUUAUAUUAAAAUAUCCCAAAUUCCCCUUAUUUAUUGAUUCAUUAUUUAAUUUAUUUUUUUUUGUUCGAAAUAAAUUAAUCAUAUUUUUUAUUAAAAAUAUUUACAAAAAGAUAUCAGAUAUAAUUAUUUUAAAAAAUAAUGAAAUUAAUAAAAAAUUUACUAUAAAAAAAUAUUAUAACCUUAUAUUCUGUGUUUAUUUCUUAUACAAAAUAAAAAUUAUUAUUUAUUUAUAUUUGAACUCAGAUAAAUGUAACAUAUUAAAUGAUUAUAUUGAACAUAAAACUAUUGUUGACUUUUAUAUAAAAAUUAUGAGGGAUUAUAAAAAUAGUAUUUAUUACUGUUUUUAUACAAUAAAUAACAGGAAAAAUAAUAAAAAGAAUUCUCAGAACUUAUGUUUGGUUGUUAUUUAUUUAAUUAACUUAAUAUAUACUAGUCAUAAUGAUAUACUUAAAAUAUUUGAUAAUAAUACAAACAAGUGUGUAUAUUUUAAGAAAUAUAAGGAUAUUUUUUAUCAGUACCAUAAAAUGCUAGAUAACUUAUUUAAAAACAAUCAAUAUAAUAGUUUUAUUCAAACGAAAAUGAAAAGUGUUUUCUUAAAUAAUAUAUCCACAAAAAAUAAUAAUAAUUCAAUAAAUAAAAAAAAAAGUAUAUUAAAUAAAAAUUUUGAUCCUAACAAAACAUUCAAUAAAAAUAAAAUAUUAAGUAAUAAUGAUCAUAAAUUCUAUGACCCAAGUAAAUAUAUAAAAAAUUAUUUAUUAAAUAAAAUAAUUGAUGAAGAUGAUUAUUCGUUUUGUUUUAUCAUUUCUUUUAUAUAUACUCUAAUAUAUAGAAGUAUAAGACUAUAUGAUUAUAGACCCCUUUUAAGUGAAGCAAUUUUUUAUAAAAAAUUGUAUUUUGAUGAAAUAUAUUCAGCAAAUCAUGAAGUUUUAAAUAAUCAAAACAUUACUUCAAAAAUCCAACCAUUUGAUUAUUCUAAAAUUCUAUACAACAAUUUCUUUUUAAAUCUUGUAAAAAAUAAUUUUUAUUUUUUUAUAAACAUAGAUAAAAACAUUCUUAAUUAUUUUUUUAUUAAUGAAUUUCAGAAAUUUAUGAUGAACAAAAACUUAAAUUAUAAAAAUUUAUAUUAUAUAUUAGGAUAUAAAAUAAAUGAUAAAUAUCACGAAAUAAAUAUUUUAUUAUUGUUUCAGAAAAUUAUUUUAAGAAAUAUUUUAAAAUAUAGAUUGCGUAUAGAAGAAGACUUAAGGAAUGAUCAAAACGAAAAGGACGAUGAUAUAAAAGAAAAAGAGUAUAGUAAAAACAAUAUUACUUAUUUUUUUAAUAAAGAUUAUAAAAAAUUAAAAAUGCUAAACAUAAACGAGUUUAAUAUUAGUAAUAAAGAAAUAUAUGAUUUAAUUAAAAAAAAAUCAGAAAAUGCUUUUAUUGUUCUUAAUAAUAUAAGUUUUUUGGAUUUAAAUAACUCCAUUAAAAAUUUUUUUUUUGAUAAAAAUAUAAUCAAUUUACUUUUAUAUCAACUAACAAAAGAAGGUUUUACGGUCUUAAAAUUUUUACAUGCUUCUAAAUCAAGAAAAAAAGAGGAAAUAAAUAUAUAUAUUAAGAAUCUUAAUUUCUUAGUAAUUAUAUUAAAAUCUAUUUCUAAUUUGAUAAAUUCUUUUCUUUCAAUUAUAAGAAUAGUUGAAUCAAAAAAAAAAUGUAUGUUGAUUUAUAAUGAUAAUAAACAUUUUAUAUUUUCAGAUGAUUAUUAUGAAAAAAUAAAAAGCAAAAAAAAAAAUACACAUAAGGAAAAAAUAGUCUCUAUAUAUUUUGAGGAAAAUUUUAAUAAAAAAUGUAUGAAAAAAAAAUAUUUUCAAAUUAUGAACAAAUUUAUUAAGUUAUAUAUAGUUACCAUCAAAGAAAAAUAUAUUAAGCAAAAGGUAUUUUGUGAUAAUGAAUUUAUUGAGAUUGGAAAAGUAAUUUUCUUUGUUUUUGAUUUUAUGAUAUUUUAUAUUUCUAAUAGCAUAAAUAUAAAUGAAAAGAAUCAUAUAAAUAUUUUAAAAGAUUUAAAAAAAUUUUACUAUAAUUUAUUUAGUGAUAUAAAUAACAUAUAUGAAUUAAUUAAAAAUAACCAAAAAUUUCAAAAAGAGGUAAAAAAUAAUUUGAUAAGCUUCUCAAAAAAUUAUUUAUUUAUAUAUCAGAAAUUAAAUAGUAAAAUAGAUAAAAAUUAUUUUACUUUUUUCGUUAAUUGUAAUUAUUUAGAGAUAGAUAAAAAAGAAGAUAAUAAAAUAUCAAAACAGAUUUAUGAUAAAUUAAAAAAUUUAACAAUAGAAGAAAUAUUUAAUAGUAAAAUAAGUGAUAAUGAAAUUACUGAAGAUGAUAAUAAGAUUAAAAGAGAUGAUACUAUUAUAAAUGAUGAAGUUGGUGAUAAUGAUGAGGAUAUAAUUAUUUCAAAUAGCUUAUUGCUAGAUUUAUUGGCAGAUGAUAAUUCUAAAAAAAAAGAAAAAAAAAAUGAUUUACAAAAAAAAAAAACACGUAGCAAUUUAUUUUAUGACGUUACUUAUUUAUUAAAACACUUAAAAAUAAAUAUAAAAAAUGAAAGUGCUGAAUCUAUAAUAAAAUCAUUAUAUUAUAUGCUUUAUUCAUUAAUAAUAAUUUCUAAAAAGGUAAAAUUAAUUUCAAAAAAAAUCGAGAGUAUAGAAGAAGAAAAAGAAAAAGAAGAAGAAGAAGAAGAAAAAAAAAAAAAAGAAGAAGAAGAAAAAAAAAAAAAAGAAGAAGAAGAUAAAAGUGAAGUUGAAAAUGUAAAUGAAAAUAAAAGUAAAAAUGAAAAAUCAACUACCUCAAUAUACAUUGAAGAUCUAACAAAUUUAGGAAAAAGCUUAAAGCACAUCUUAUUAUCUUUUAAAGUUAAAAAUAUAAAAAUAAAAGAUUCCAAUAAAUUAGAUAAUAUAAUAAAUAAAUAUUUAUUUAAAAUAAUAAUGAUAAUAAUUAAAGAAAAAAAAAAUAUUGAUAUAAUAAAAAUAUCUAUAAAAUGCUUAGAAUAUUAUAAUAUUAUUGAAAAUAAAAUAAACAGUAAAAAUAAUAAUGUUAUUAAUUAUUUAUUUGAGUUUUUAAAAAUUAUAUUCUUUGUUCCUUAUUUAAAAGUAUAUUAUUCAAAGUAUUUAAAUUUAUUUUUUAAAAGUGCUUUUGUAAGAUAUAUGAAUGUAAAUGAAUUAUUUAAUCAAGUUUAUAAAAAAUACUUCCACCAAAUUAUAAGUAAAUUUUAUGCUGAUUUUAAUAUAUCUGAUUACAUAUAUAAUAAAGUAAAAAUUAAAAAUAUUGAUAUUGUAGUAAAGAAAAAAUUUAUAAAAAAAAUUAUUAACAGUAUAAGGGAAAGUAAUAAAAAUGAAUAUGAAACAGUGAAAGAGACUUAUAAUAAUUAUUUGAAUAAUAUAAAAAAUGAUAAUACAUCACUAAAUUCAUUUAAUUUUAAUGACUUAUUUCAUAUUAUACAAAAUAUUUGCAUCUUUUUUAAUAAAAAAUUAACAGAUAAUAAUGCAUAUGUAUUCAAUAAAAAAGUCAGUUUAAAUUUAUUAGGUAUAUUAAAAAGAAUUAGUAGUAUAUUAUAUAUGAAAGAUGAAAAUUUAGUAAUUUUUAAAGAUGAGCUAAUAAAAAAUUUAGUUGAAGUUCAUAAAUUUCAUAAAUUGUUAGAUGAUGAAUUAUCUAAUCAAAAAAUACAUAUUAAUAUAAAUAGUUUUAAUAAAAAAUUAGUAGCUAUUUUAGAAUCAUUGAAGCCAUUCGAAUUUCUUUUUGAACAAUAUUCUAUAAAUGGAUUAAAUGGAAAUAAUAUCAUCAAAUAUAAAAAAAAAUCAAAUAAAAGAAGUUCAGAAAAAUCUAUACAAAUAAAAAAAAAAAUUAAAAUAUAG